Molecule: messenger RNA, 687 nt
Organism: Eucalyptus grandis
Lineage: Eukaryota; Viridiplantae; Streptophyta; Magnoliopsida; Myrtales; Myrtaceae
Product: anaphase-promoting complex subunit 4-like
Exons: 4
Coding region: 207-503 (98 amino acids)
Source: RefSeq, a predicted model, not a curated record
AUUGGCAAGAGGCUGUGGAACAAUCUCUCCUAGGUAAAUGUGUAACAUCAUUAUGCCGGUGUCCUGAUGGCAAGGUUGUUGUCUUGGGACUUGAAGACAGUACAGUUUUACUGCAUGAUGUCGAAAAUGGAAAACUCUUGAGAAGCUUGAAGUAUGGCAGUUGGGGUGUGUCUCAGCUGGGAGGAGGAUGCCCAAGUGAAUGGAGUAUGGCAUCUUUCAACUUAAAAGUUGAUCGCACUACUCAAUUCUUCCCUCCAGCUCUAGGAGUUCCUCAAAUGCCUGGACUAGUACCCGGAGAUGCUGGUUUAACUGACAAGGUUCAAGAUUCAUUUGUAGAGCUCUCAAAUUCUUCAAAGCAAUGUUUGCAUAGCCUUUGCAAUGGAGAUAUAGAUGUGGUUUUGCACUUUAGUAUAUUUGGUGUCUUCCCAAUCGAAUAUAUUGUCAAUGUCUUGUCUGUUCAAAUCAAAUAUUUAGCUAUAAGGUAUGUCAUAUUCAGUAAAUGAGUCCUUUCCUUGUUCUUGCUUCUCAUAUAGCAGUUUUUCUUAUUAAAGGGAUUUGAUGGUAGACUGAUAGCAAAUCAUUAUUGCUUGGGAAGUAAUGGGCUGGUUAAGUAAACAAUUAUUCCUUGGCGAGGUUAUGCUUGUAAAAGUUCUAGAUGUUUAUGCCAUUUCUUAGGCUAGAUUUCAA